Messenger RNA from Trichobilharzia szidati, 819 nucleotides. NCBI's taxonomy places the organism in Eukaryota, Metazoa, Platyhelminthes, Trematoda, Strigeidida, Schistosomatidae. The record is from the annotation of a GenBank genome assembly.
UCAAAUUGCAUAUUGCUGUUCCUGCAGAAUGGGGCGAUUCACCUUAGUGUCCACCACCAUAUCUACUGAUCAGCAUUCACAUUGUUCACAAAUGUUGCGUUUCACUUCAUUAUUGCUUCCGUUUCUGUCAAAAUCAGUUAUUUCGUUUGUUUCGAAAGUUUUUACCACCAGGUCAGUGCAUUCAUUUCAUUGUAAUUGUUACAUACGUUGCAUUCAUGCAUGGUUUCAGGGUUUUAGAUGUUUUUCCACUAUUAAUGAAUUAGUGCUGUGUAGGAGUUUUGGAAAUUAUGCACAUGAACGUGUUUGGUUGGCAGAAGCAGUUGUUUCCAGUUCAUUCGUUGGUUGCCGUUAUUGUUGCUGGCUCAGUUGCUUACUUAACAUGUAGAAAUCUGGAAAAAAAUGUCUGUCACAUUCAUGUUUACAGCAUGCAGCAAUCUACGAGUCAAUCUGGUGAGGAAAAUACGAUCAGAGUUGAUAUUAGCAAAGUUUUCGAAGAGCAAAUUAAACCUGGAGAAUUAUUAAAAAUUAAUGGCAAAAAAAUUUCCAAGCAAAAAUUCAACAGAACAUGAUAUAUAAGUCCAACCGGCAGAAUCACUGCGACUUGAAGCACCCGUCACCAAUGGCAUUUCCAAUAGACUUCCGACUUUCACCGACAGCUGACUUGCUCGCACUUAAGAUCAGAUGCUCGGAUAUAGAAGCUGAGUUACGAUAGAGUCUAGUUGCGAACAAAUCAAGAACCUAUUGUCCAAGAUAUAUGCUGAAGGAGAUGAAGAUGGAGUGGAUACAAGCUGAUGAGACAGGACAAGCGAUGUGUAGGUC